Molecule: messenger RNA, 969 nt
Organism: Lasiosphaeria miniovina
Lineage: Eukaryota; Fungi; Ascomycota; Sordariomycetes; Sordariales; Lasiosphaeriaceae
Exons: 3
Coding region: 1-969 (322 amino acids)
Source: RefSeq, a predicted model, not a curated record
AUGGCGAAAGACCACUCUCUAACUACAUCCAGCGACGUUAUCAUCCUCAAUAGCAUGGAGAUGGAUGACGAGGACGACUCUCUUGGAGAUAACGCCUUGGUGCUGACACGCGAUCAACUCCAGCAAGUUGAGGAUUUUCGUAACCGGCUGCUUAACAAAACCGACGAUGCCGAGAAGCUCGAGCUAUGUGCGGAAAAGCGCAAUGAACUACUCCGCCAUAAUACUGAACUGCAAAUUCUGGUCGCCACUUAUGACGAUGUCAUGUCGGCUGCUUGUCACGGAUACGAAAACAAAAAGCGAGAGACGGCCAGCAAGGGGACGUUACGACCGACUGGUCGCCACAAGAAGCUCGACAAUAACCUCGAGCGCGACGAAUGGGAGUGCUACUUUGGUAUCGCUACCUCGGCGGCCCAGGUCAAGUCCAAGUGCCUCGCCGCCCUGAAGGCCGUGGCCAAGCGCUGGGGCCGCGAAGUCACCCUGCACUAUGAAUGGGAGUCUAGGGGUGAGAAGUUUUACAAUCUGCUUCGUGCUAGUGCAUUGAAGCUCCCGGAGUGGAAUGAUACUGCCCGGGCAUUGACUAUCAUCAUGUGUCAACGACAUAACAACAUCAAGCGUGCCUGCAUCGUCCAGUCCCGAGACCCUAUUAUGCAGGCCGAUCUCCGGGAACUGGGGGGUAUGCUCGGAAACACAAGACCGCCUAACACCGACAGGAGUCGCGGCCUAGUCGACGCCUUAUUCCUUACUGGUGUUGAAGCCGCUAGUUUUGUUGAGUACGCAUCUCUAAGCGUUCCCAUCAUCGCCGAAGGCCAACAGCAGUUCCAAUGGAACACGAACGACCGACCCAUCGCCCAGCUUUUCAAGCGCAUGACCCACUUCAAUAGGACUGUAUCCGUACAAAUACCAUCCCGCAGCCCAAAGGAAGAUUCAUUUGAGAACCGAGCAAGGAACGGUACUACUGGCACGCGGUAA